Messenger RNA from Clarias gariepinus (North African catfish), 3674 nucleotides. RefSeq names its product ras homolog family member Gb (gene rhogb). Lineage: Eukaryota; Metazoa; Chordata; Actinopteri; Siluriformes; Clariidae. The record is from RefSeq and is a predicted model, not a curated record. Bases 207 to 782 code for a protein of 191 amino acids. Gene Ontology annotation, molecular function: protein kinase binding; GTPase activity; GTP binding. The transcript has 2 exons. Gene Ontology annotation, cellular component: plasma membrane; cytoskeleton; cytoplasmic vesicle. Gene Ontology annotation, biological process: actin filament organization; establishment or maintenance of cell polarity; regulation of actin cytoskeleton organization.
CAGCAAACUUCCUCAAACACGCCGUUAAGCCAUCAUACUUCCUCUGUUCGGCGCGCGCUCACUUCCUACAUACUUCAAUAAGUAGCUGUGGAGUGCGCGUGCUUGCAGACGGACCCGCUCGCGCUGGGAUUAACGAGUUUAAAGCGGAGUAUGUUCGGAGAUUGCUGAAGUAGAUUCGUUAGAUCUGAGUGCUCCAUCCCUCCAGCAUGCAGAGCAUCAAGUGUGUGGUUGUGGGAGAUGGUGCGGUGGGGAAAACCUGCCUGCUCAUCUCUUACACCACUGGCGCCUUUCCUAAAGAGUACAUCCCGACCGUGUUUGACAACUACAGCUCUCAAGUGAGCGUGGACGGCCGGACCAUCAGCCUCAACCUGUGGGACACGGCCGGACAGGAGGAAUAUGACCGCCUGCGCACACUAUCCUACCCCCAGACCAACGUGUUCGUCAUUUGUUUCUCCAUCUCCAGCCCGCCAUCCUACGAAAACGUCAAGCACAAGUGGCAUCCCGAGGUGACGCACCACUGCCCAAGCGUGCCUAUUCUUCUUGUGGGCACCAAGAGCGACCUGCGCAACGACCCUGAGGUGCAGAAGAAGCUGAAAGAUCAGAACCAGGCACCCAUAACGGUGCAGCAAGGCCAAGCGCUUGCGCGCCAAAUCCAUGCGGUCAAGUACAUGGAAUGCUCGGCGCUCAGCCAGGAUGGCAUCAAGGACGUGUUCGCCGACGCUGUUCGCGCUUUCCUCAACCCUCAGCCCGCUGCGCCUAAAAGAGGCUGCGUGCUCCUCUGAAAAAGAAAACCUGAGAAAUAUGCAGAGAAUUAGAUUUUAAUAUUAUAAUAAAUGUAUACAGAGAAUUAGUCUUUUGGAAACAGAUUGCAGGAGAAGUCAGAAGUGAGUUGGCUGAUGCUUGCUAUUUACAGGCUGUGAAAAUUGUAGUGAAUACUUUACACCUGGACUAACAGGCAGGGAACGAGCACAUCAGUCAAGGAAAUUUAAAGGUAUUUUUUUUUGCGUGGAGAAUACAUUAUUGUAGAUUUUAUGACCUCAUAAAAGGUUUACGCCUUCACAACACUUUCCCCUUCAUUACAAACGUAGCCAUGGAAGUCUGUUUCACCCAGGCGUGUCACGUCCAGGAAAUUUUGCCAGAAGAUGAAUUAUCAUACCAGAAAUUACUGUAAAGACAUAACACAGCAAAAGAUAUAUUAAUAGUUAAAUAUUUCUGCAUACCAGACUGUAAAAAAACAAAAAACAAAAGGAAGACAAAGAAUACAGAAAUAAACUGGAAUCAUUAAAUCCACUAUACACCAUGGCAACAAUUCUGUAUAUUAAAUCAAUUUAUUUUUUAAUAAUAAUGCAACAAUGCAAUAAUGACGGGUUAAUUGUUUUCCUAAAAUAGUACAUCGUAAAAUGUUUUAUUCCUUUUAUACCACAACAUUUAUUAUAAAAAUUAUUUUAAUUUAACGAGAAACACGUCAUUCUUACUUAAGUUAAAAAGACAAAAAUGCCAUUUUAGGAAGAAACCGGAAACUAAGGUGCAACAUUAAAGCUUUAACUUUGUCAUUAAAAGCUGACACUGGAGACUCAUUUCAGUAAUACUAAAUAAGUAUAAUAAUCUAUCUUUAAGUAAAAAAAAAUCCUUUUAUAUAGAUCAUGCACCAUACAAGUCCCUGUGCAAGUUAAUAUAAGAGAAAGUAAGAGAAUUAAUAUAAACAUUAUUAAACAGAAUGAAUCUUUUACCCAAUUAGAAUUGAGUAUGCAACAUCAGUGUGAUAUAAUUACAUUUUGCAGUGAAAUAGACAUUUAAUACUGAAGUCAUUACAUUUCUUAGCACGCUAUUAGGUGAUUAUUGUAUCAUUGAAAGUACUAUAAAUAAUUAUGCACUUAACGCUUUUGUGCAAUCAGGGCUUUAGCUAUAAAUGUCUGAAGGUGCUUGUGAAACUGCAAGAUUAAGGCUUAUAAAAGUACAAGAAGUCAUUUGGCUCCUUGUGUUGGUGGAGUCUGUGUAUGCAUCAGCAGCUGCAGGCAUUGCAGUGCAGGGAAACCUCAGUUAUGCAUUGACCACACUACUUCCCCAUUACUUCAAUUUGAUUGGGGGGAAACAAGCAUCUUGGCAGUUGAUUCAGGAAGCAAGGGCUCCAGUAGACUUCACACUCCAUUCUCAUUUACUGUUUCCCAGCAGGACAGGGUGGGGCUUUGGUGAAAAGCAGCUCGAAUUAGAAAAACUUUCAGCACUUGAUGACUGAACUGGAAUCAGCUUGCAAAUUUGUUCUGUACAUCUUAGUUAUAUUAAAUACAUAACUUCUUACCUAACAUGUCAAUGUACUCAGAUUUACAUUUUUUCGUAUUUUUUUAAACAUAGUAGUUCUUUUACUUACCAGUAGAAAACAUGCAGUAAAUUUGACCAGAUUAUUAUUUACCAGUGCUUGUUUGUGUUGUGCAGUUUGUCAGUCGUGAACUCGCCACUAGCACAUAAACCUUGUAACUUAAGCAUGGUAGGAGUCAACCAGCAGGCUCUAUGUUCCCAUGAGUCCCUGGGAACGUAUAAGCCAAUCAGCUAGCCUUAAAGCUAGAACACAUAUCAGGUUACUGACAGUCCCUUAGAAAGCAAUCACUUAGCAUUACAGCACAUCAAGUGACAGACAUGGACUGUUGAACAUUUUGUGUACGUUCAUUACCAAUGCUUCUAGCCUGAAUGUCCAAGCAGGGCCUAAAUUCUGACACAAAUGCCUUCAAGAGUCUGUGAUUUUAUUUUUAUAUUUUAAAUUAAAAGCUGAAUACACAUCAGGAUGAGUGCUUGAGGUUCACAGUUCAAAGCGUGUCAAGCUCUGAGUUUCGCCUCUGCAAGCUGAAUGCACCACAUUCCUGCUCAUGAUUUUAAAAUGCAUUCACUUAAUAAUGUAACAGAUUUUUUUUUCUUUUAUCUCCCCACCUCCCUUUUAUAUGCCAUUGUGAUGUUUGUCAAGGUACACUGUUAUUCAGGGCAGGAGGAAGGGGAGGGGGGGGGGAAUGUAACAUGCCAUGGUGUCAAAAAGAGCUGAAUUCAAUAUUAAGACAAAUUUAUGAUCAAAGAUAUAUUUAUAGCUGCAUUUUGAAAGCAUGUACAACUUCUGUCUAAAAUUACAUUUUAUGUGCAAAAUGGGUGGGAAAUUAUUCAACUGGAAGAUAGCAACUGAAGAAUCUGCUUGCAGAAUGCAUUAAAACAGUCGGUUCUUCUUGAACUAGGUCUGUGUGUGGCACGAGGUGGCCACAAAUUUCAUAAGAGCUUCAGUAAAGUGAAAUUCAGCACGUAGACACAGGCCAGAACUCAGUAUUGUUGUGUCAUGGAUAAACAAGAACAGUCGUUCCUCUCAUUCUGAGCAUGGCAAGCACUGAUCCAUGGGAAGUAAUCUUCUUCCUGGAAACAGUAGAGCCAAGGAAGGGGUUCUAUUUCCGCACACUCCCUUACCCAGACGCUGUUUGCUCUUUAACAUAUCCCCCUGCAUCUGCCUCUAUCUUUUUGACACCUUAUUACACCAAAUAAUACUAAGGCAGAGUUUCAGCAGUGUCUUUUCACAGCUUUAAAUCCACCUGUAUACAAUACUGUACGUAAAAGGUUUAACAGUUUGUAAUUUAUUUUCCUUUAUUCCUGAUGAUGUAUUUGUUAAAAAUGUUUUUAUGCAAAUAAACACAGCUUCCAUGUCA